This is a messenger RNA of Numida meleagris (helmeted guineafowl), 1540 nucleotides long. RefSeq names its product endonuclease, poly(U) specific (gene ENDOU). Gene Ontology annotation, molecular function: polysaccharide binding; RNA endonuclease activity; scavenger receptor activity. The coding region runs from base 22 to 1236 and encodes 404 amino acids. The transcript is spliced from 9 exons. NCBI's taxonomy places the organism in Eukaryota, Metazoa, Chordata, Aves, Galliformes, Numididae. Gene Ontology annotation, biological process: immune response. The record is from RefSeq and is a predicted model, not a curated record.
UGUAAUUAGGACGUGCACGUAAUGAGCUCGGGUAAAGUUGGGGUGCAGCCCGCAGUGAGGUCCUCGGUGGCACCAAGCUCCUCCCUCGGUUCCGGGGACCCACAUAUAGCAGGGAGCGCUCGGCAGCACCCACAUUACUGCCAGAGAGCUGGGAUGCUGCGGAGCACCGGGGUGAUGAAGGCCUUCAUCCUCCUCCUCGGGGUGGGAAUGGCCUUGGGCUCCCUGUACACGGACCCCGAGUCCUGCAAGGGACGUUGCGAGGAGCCCUACAGCCACGAGGACCAGUGCCACUGCGACGCCGACUGCCAGAGCCGCAACAGCUGCUGCGGGGAUUACCUGGAGCACUGCGGGGAGGGUGAGGAUGCGGCGCACAGACGCGCUGCAGAGCGCUUCUCCAGCAGCCACGAUGCCAUCAGCGACGAGGAGCUCCGCCACGUCUCCGAGCAGCUCUACGGGGCGGAUCGCAACAAGGCUCAACCCAACGACAUCGCCAUCAACCCGCAGCACCGGGCUGCCCCCGACGAAACGGGGCUCCAGGAGGAUCGCUCCCCCGAGCCGCUCUACGCAUACGUCAACGAGAAGCUCUUCUCCAAACCCACCUACGCCAGCUUCAUCCGUUUGCUGGACAACUACCAGCGGGCGACCGGCCGCGAGGAGGAGGUGACGGCCGAGGAGCUGCGGGAGCAGGACGUCUUCCUGCAGGAGGUGAUGAAGACGGAGCUCAUGAAGAAACUUUUUGCUUUCCUCCGCGAAAAAAAUCGCUACGGCUCCGAGCAGGAAUUCCUGCAGGAUCUGAAGGAGAUGUGGUUCGGGCUCUACUCCCGAGGCGAUGGCGAGCAGGACUCCAGCGGCUUCGAGCACGUCUUCUCAGGGGAGAUUAAAAAAGGGAAAGUGAGCGGGUUUCACAACUGGAUCCGCUUCUACCUCCUUGAAAAGCAGGGGCUGGUCAACUACUUCAGCCACAACUUCGACGGGCCGUGGGACACCUACCCUGACGUGCUGGGGCUGCAGUUCAGCUGGGACGGCUUCUACAAGGAGGUGGGCUCCGCAUUCAUUGGCUGCAGCCCCGAGUUUGAAUUCGGCGUGUACACGUUGUGCUUCAUCGCCAGACCUGGGAGGGCAUGUCACCUGAGCUUGGGCGGCCACAGCGUCAGCAUCCAGACCUACACCUGGACCAAGUCCACCUACGGCCACGGCAAGAAAUACAUCGCCACAGCCUACAUCAUCUCACCCUGAGCCCACCCGCGUCCCGGCCGGGAGGAAUGGGGCGGCUGCAGCCCCUCUGCUCCGGGGCCACGGGCUGCCCCACGGCUUGGCCCCCACGUGUGGGGCAGGGCUGGUCCUGCCGUGGGAGGUGGAUGGCUGCAGGACCGGUGUGGAGCAGGGCAGCCCACGUGGAGGCAGCAGGAGGAUGGAGGAGGCGGCCCUGGUGCCAUCGAGUGUGGCAUCGCCUGCUGGCAGCAGGAGAGCUGGGGGCAGGGAGGGAUUUGCAGUGGAUGGAAGCAACCCUGAAUGGAAUAAAUACUGAUGCUGGAUGGAA